Brassica napus (rape) is the source of this 1131-nucleotide messenger RNA. RefSeq lists its product as uncharacterized. The coding region runs from base 1 to 1131 and encodes 376 amino acids. NCBI's taxonomy places the organism in Eukaryota, Viridiplantae, Streptophyta, Magnoliopsida, Brassicales, Brassicaceae. The transcript has 2 exons. The record is from RefSeq and is a predicted model, not a curated record. Gene Ontology annotation, molecular function: zinc ion binding; nucleic acid binding.
AUGGAGAGAGCUAAGUUACCUUUCAAGAAGCGUUUCUCAUGGAAUGGACAAAACAAAUCUUUUAUGGGGUUCAUGGUUGAUGAUAACAUGAAGGAUAAAGAAAGAAGAGGAAAAUUUUGUGAUUCUCCAAAGGUUAUACAGUGCCAUGAAUGCAAAGGUUUUGGGCAUGUAGCUGAUGAGUGUGCAAAUCUGCAGAAGCAGAAGAAGAAGACAGUCACCAAGAGUGAUUCUAAAAGUGAAUCUGAUUAUGGUGAGGAGCUAAAGAGUAUUGUGGCGUUCACAACCUUUAUGUCUGGUUCUAAGACGAAAUCUGCAGUGGGAUCUGCUUCAGCGUCUGUGUCAGGGUCUUCAUGUGGAGGUGAUGAUGAUGCUGGAAGUGAUGAUGAAGGUGGAACCUUUGAUCUUGCUGGGAAUUAUGAAAAGCUGUAUGAGCAUUGGCUCAAGCUGGUUGAGACGAAUUCAGAUUUGGCUAAGGAGAAAGCCAAGCUAGAAGCUCAAGUUGCUGAAGCUCUUAAGUAUGCUUCAGAGAAAGAAGAAGAAGCACGACAGGCUGGUGCUCAACUUGCAGAGACUCAGAAGAAUUUGAGGUUGCUGAAUAAUGGGACGAAUCAGCUAGAUCAUCUUCUUAGUAAAACUAAGGAUGUAGCUACGUCUGAUACAAAGCCUGAGGUUAAGAGGUUUGCUGGGAAUGCAACAUAUAGGAAGAUUGCAGUGAAGCCUGCAACUGGUGUGAAGAAUGUGACUGCUACGCGUGCUGCUACGAGUACUGCUAUGGCAACUGAUACGGCGACUGCUCCAGAGAGAGUUUCUGGAUUGAAGAGUGGAUCUCAACAAAUGUUUCAGCCUGUUUGUCAUCACUGUGGUGUUGUUGGACACAUUAGGCCAAGGUGUUUCAAGUUAUUGAGGGAAAAGAAUCAGAUGGAGCAAGCUUAUGGUAUGAGGUGUCAUGGUCCUGUAUGUUAUUCUUGUGGAGUUCAAGGGCAUAUUCGACGUGACUGUUUCAUGUCUUUUCAAGGAGCUAAUCAUGGAGGAUUUGGACUCAGGAAUACGUGGUCUAGGAGAUUUGGUCACUAUGGAGAUGGUGGAAUGAGAUUUCCUCCUCACUUUGGAGGAUAUGGAUUUUCAUAUUAG